Molecule: messenger RNA, 1158 nt
Organism: Nezara viridula (southern green stink bug)
Lineage: Eukaryota; Metazoa; Arthropoda; Insecta; Hemiptera; Pentatomidae
Source: the annotation of a GenBank genome assembly
AUGACGGAAUUGACAUACACAUACAUCAAACAAAGGAAAGAAUUUGGCGGCCCAUAUAAAUUUAGCGAUAAAGAUGAAUUAAUUGUUGAUAUUGCUCCAAAUCCUGAUCUUUGCGAAGGCAUAAAAAUCAUGGAAACGGUUGAUAAAUCAGUUGAUAUUGUAAAAGUAAUGGCAGAACAUGAAGUAAAUACUACCCGUGCUGAUUAUACUCAAAACAGCAUGAACCAUACUGAAGGUGGUUGGCCCAAAGAUUUGAACUUCAUGGAUAGCGAACAAACAUUACGGUUCAGGAAAAAAAUCGAAAAAGAUGAAAUGUAUACACACUCAAUUCUACAGUUACUUCUCCCAAUGGAGCAUUGUGUUCAUCAGAAUAAUGCUAUAAAUAUUUAUGAGUUAUAUUUUGAAGACUGUGAAGAUAGCGAUAUGGUUGAACAACAGGCAUUCAGAACUGUUAACGUUUUUCGUGACCCGUUACCAAUAAAACGGCCUGUUUCAAAUAUAUCAUGGUCACCUGAUCAAGGAUCCCGAUUAGCUGUCAGCCAUUCCAAUUUAGAUUUUCAAAAAGAAAGUAAUGAUGCACACAUCAACUCUUAUAUAUGGCAUGUUGAGAACCCUAACAGACCCGAACUAGUUAUUGACGCCGGUGUACCAAUUGUCUGUUUGGAAUACAACCCUAGAGAUGUAAAUACUCUUGUCGGAGGCCUCUACAAUGGUCAAGUUGCUUAUUGGGAUGUUCGGAGAGGUGGCCAACCACUAAAGUUUUCUGAUCACUACGAAAGCUUCCGAGAUCCUGUAACUUGUGUACUUUGGGUGAAUUCUAAAUCUGGUACGGAAUUUUUCUCAGCUUCAACUGAUGACAUAACGAAAGCAGAAGAGCAGCUCCUAAAAAGAGCAUUAGGAGCUUCAGUUUUGGAGUACGAACCUACCAUACCAACAAGAUUCAUGGUUGGAACUGAAAUGGGAGUGGUUGUAAGUGGGAACAGAAAGGGCAAGACGACUACUGAAAAACUUGGUGUUCAGUAUAAAGCGCACCAUGGGCCAAUUUGGUCAUUACAGAGAAAUCCAGCAUUUUUAAAGAAUUUCUUAACUGUUGGAGAUUGGACAGCAAGAAUUUGGUCAGAAGACUGUAGAGAGUCGGCUAUUAUAUGGACCAGGUGA